GCGGCACGCGGCGCCCGGGGCAGCGCGGAGCUGGGCCGCGCCAUGGCGGCGGAGGGCCGCGGGCGACGGGAGCUGCUGGCCCUCAUCCACCAGCACCUCCUGCGCACCGGCUACGCGCGGGCGGCCCGCGAACUGCAGGCGCAGCUCGGACAGAAGUUGCUCCCGUCCCUGGCAACGUCGCUGGAGGAGAUCUUCACGCACUGGGAGAAAACUCCUUCAAAAGCCAGGAGAAGAAAGCUGAGCGAUGAGGAGGCGGCCAUCCCAGAAAAGAUCAGAGUUCCUGAUCCUGUGAGCAGCUCUGAAAGCUCAGAGAAAGAAGAGGAUGAGAAAGAGAAGACGAAAACUGGAAAUGUAACCAGCAUUUCCCCAGUCAAAAACUCAGCAGUGAAUGUAGAAAGCAGUGAAGAUGAUGACUCCUCAUCAGAAGAGGAAACGCCAAGUGGAAAAGGUGCAAUUACGGUGACACCAGCUGCGGUGAGUGGCAAAGCUGCCAACUCCUUGCAUUCUCCUGUUAAACCCACUGCUCCAGGCAGUAAAGUAGCAGCGUCCUCUGCUGCAAACAGAACUGUGCUCUCAAAUAAGCAGCAGCCCAGUGCAUCAGUUGCGACCCCAGCCAAGGCUGGGCAGAAACUGCCUGGUCCUGGGAAACCUGGACGAGCUGUAGCAGCCGUGAGCCAAGCAGUACAAAGCAAAGCUCCAGUAACGACCAAAGCACCGGAAAGCUGCAGCAGCAGCUCAUCAGAGAGUGAGGAGGAAAAGGAGACACCAACUGUGAAGGCCUCAGCCCCCAAAGUGGAGCUGAAGCAGGCAGCUGGGGAAGCUGAGAGCAGCAGUGAGGAAUCAAGUGAUGAGACAUCAUCUGAGGAGGAGCUUGCGACCACAGCAGUCCAGGCACAACCAGCUGUUAAAGCAGUGCAGGUUAAUUCAACACCUGUGAAGAGUGCACCUGCUACUUCAGUGUCCACCAAGAAGGGCAGCACAGUGAAGCAAAAAGCAGUGACACCAAACCAGACUGAGCAUGGCUCCGAAACGGCUCCAGUGGCUGCAAAGCCUGAUGACACCUCAGAGAGCAGCGACUCAUCAGACAGUGGAAAUGAGGAGCCUCCAUCAGUAACCCAGUCAAAGCCAUCUUUAAAAACCUCCCAAGCCAUCCUAUCCCCAGUGAAAACCACACCAGCAGCAUCACUCUCCAGCAAAGCGGCUCCAGCAAAAACACUUCCACUGUCCCAAGGGAAGCAAGCACCAAAAACAGCAGUGCUAAAGCAAGCUAAAGCCACGCCAGGAAGGACUGCUGCUCCUGCAAAGCCAGCUGAAAGUACAAACCCGGCAGAGAGCACUGACUCUUCAGGCAGUGAAGAGGAGGAUCUGCCUGUGCCUGUCAGCCAGAAGAGGUUACCAGAACAGCCUGGGUCCGUUCCCAGCCAGAGCCAGGCUGCUAAAGCCACGACUCCUCAAAAGGCAGUGGGAAGCACCUUGAAGAAUGAGAGCUCUGAAAGUGGAAGCAGCGACUCGUCUGACAGUGAGGAGGAGACUGCAGUGUCACAGAUACAGCCUGCACACACUGCUGUGAAAAGCAAUGCUACGCCCCAGCCAACAAGUGUGAAGAAAGCACUGGCACCCACACCAGCCCCAGCCCCAGUUCUGCGUAUGGCCAGCAGUGAUGACUCCAGCGAGGAGUCGGAUUCUGAUGAGGAAAUAGUCCCUCCCACACAGGCUGUUCCUCCUCCUUGCUUAAAGCAGACAACUCCCACGGGGAAAGCUCCUCCAGCCAGCCCUGCUGCCCCGCAGGCUGCUUCCAUCCUGAGAAGCCCCACUGCCAAGUUGAAGAAGCCAGGCCUGCAGCCAGCACAGGAUGCCAGGCUGAGCCAGACUGCACUGCUCACCCAAGCAGAGGAGAGCUUGGACAGCAGCAGUUCCUCUGACAGUGAUGAGGAGACACCCAAGCAGCCUCCCAAACCUGGGCUGCUGCAGAAACCAGGAGGGACUGAGCCAGAUGACAGCUCCUCAUCAGAUUCCAGUGAGGAUGAAGAGGCAGUAUCACAGUCCCUCCUCACAGGUUAUGUGAGCCUCUCCAAGAGCCCAGCAGCACCUCAGACACCAAAGACGGUUCCCCCCCAGCCCGUAGGCAAUGCAGGGCAAGGGAAAGCAGCUGUGAAUGCCAACAGCUCCCUCGCCAAAGUCUCCACGAAAGCAGCCCCAGCUGACAGCUCCAGCAGUGACAGCAGUGACUCUGACACGGACGUCGAGCAGGUGUCUGCAAACCACAAAGCAGAAAGCAAACCUCCUCUGGGCCAGGAAGCCACAGGAGCAUCCAACAAAGAGAAGGGGGCAGGAAAAACUGAUGCAAGUCAUGCCAACCCCAAGCAUUCCCCAUUCAAGAAAGCCCUGGCUGCGAAAGAGAAUGAUGUUGAGGCAAAAGAGACGCAAGCAAACCCAUUGCCAUCUGCACUGCUUUCAACCCCACAGCCAGAGGAGUCAAGUUUGGGGAGUAAAAGUGAGGUCACCACUGCUGCUGGAGUUCCUGCAGUGCAAACAGCAGAAGGGUUGGAAAAGAAGAAGAAAAAAAAAGAGAAAAAAGAGAAGAAGGAAAAGAAGAAAACUUCCUCCACAGCAGACAAGGCUGUGAAAACAUCUAAAGGCAAAGACAAAGAGAACAAAAAGCAGAAAGCAUCUCAGAAACGGAAACGGCCAGGAGAGGACGGGGCUGUAGGACAGCCCAAGGAAAAGAAGCGGAAAGGACAAGCUAACGAAGAAGUGCCCAAAAAGAAGAAAAAGAAAGCAGCUGAUGACCCAGAGAAGCCGCCAGACAGCAAGGAAAAGAAAAAAUCAAGUAAAAAGAAAAAGACAGGAAAAGAAAAGAAGAACAAAAAGAUGCCCACAGAAGGGGAGUCGGCAGCAGAUAGCUUUGCUGAAGUUCACAAGAAGAAGAAGAAGAAGAAGAAAACAGCUGAGCCGGAAGGAUUGUUGUGAGAAGGUACAUGGCCCGUGGGAACUAUCAGUCGGUACCUCUGAGCGGCGGUAACCUUGGCCAAAUUCAGUGCUCCUGAGCCAGUCUUGGGAAGACCUUGUGUCCUCUAACCACCCACUGUGUGAGGCAGCCUGGCCCUGUAUUAGAGAGCCAGGGAGUGGAACAGAAUAAGGGAAGUCAUACAGAAGCGUGCUGGCUUCUCUGGAUGUUUGACCUCAACUCUUUAGCUGCUGAAAUCCGGAUGCCCAGCCUAGAUGUUGCUGUCCUCUGUCACCAGCAGAGAUAAGUGGCCUCUGGCAGCGUCUGUCUGUCCUGGCUGACCACAGGGAGCUUGGAAAAGUCAUGUGGAUGAGCUGGUGAAGUUCUGGCCAUCUGGAAGUGGACCAGAUGAAUCUGCCUCCACUCUGCUCAGCUGUACGGCUGUUCUCUUCACUAUCCCUAAUUCUCUUAACUCCUUUCCCCAAAGGUACCGCAUCCCUGUGAUUAAGGAUUUAUGGGUGAAGAUCAAACAGAAGAGUGGAAAAGGAAGCUCAUCAGCAGAAUUCCCACUUCUUUUUCUUUUAUAAAUAAUAAUUUAUAUCUUCUUUUAACUGUGACUUUUAGAGCAGAGUGACGUAACUUUCUGCCUCCUGUCCUGCUGGGGCCCAGAGCUGUGUUUAUUGCCCUCCCUGACAGCUCACGUGCUGCACUAAGAACCGAACCGAGGGAGGUGGUUUGACCAGAGAAGAGCCUGCAGAAACUGCUUUCCUCCUAGCUGACGCCCAGCCACCUUUUUUCUCUUCACAGAGUUAUAUUUUUAAGAGAAACUUCUACUCUCUUUUUUCCUUCUGUGAUUUGUGGUGUCAGACCUUUUACUACCUAUGGAAGGGAGCUCUUUGGGUUUAGUUUUUGUUCUAACAAACACUGACGGCAAUAGUUAUUGUGUCCCUGGAGUUGCACUGAACAGCUGCGUCCACAGCUGUUCUCAGCCAAGGCUGCAUUUUUUUGUUUCUUUUUUUUUUUAUGGAAUACAGAAUAAAAGAGGAACGGUGA
This is a messenger RNA of Tympanuchus pallidicinctus (lesser prairie-chicken), 4000 nucleotides long. It is a transcript of the gene TCOF1, whose product is annotated as treacle ribosome biogenesis factor 1. Gene Ontology annotation, molecular function: protein binding. NCBI's taxonomy places the organism in Eukaryota, Metazoa, Chordata, Aves, Galliformes, Phasianidae. Bases 43 to 2970 code for a protein of 975 amino acids. The transcript is spliced from 16 exons. The record is from RefSeq and is a predicted model, not a curated record.